This is a messenger RNA of Ruditapes philippinarum (Manila clam), 1457 nucleotides long. RefSeq lists its product as uncharacterized. The coding region runs from base 124 to 687 and encodes 187 amino acids. Lineage: Eukaryota; Metazoa; Mollusca; Bivalvia; Venerida; Veneridae. The transcript has 3 exons. The record is from RefSeq and is a predicted model, not a curated record.
AUUCAGAUGCUUUACCAAGCGUUUCCGUUUGUCGCGAAAUAUUGCGCCAGUAACAACACAAAUUUGCAGUCGCUGCUUUAUUGCUGAAAAACCCCAAAAGAUAUUAGAUCAAACCUGAUUCUAAUGCCUAAGGGAAAGAGAAAAAGUAUUCAAUGUAGUCCAGCCCAGAAUGCAGUCUUCUCAGUGGAAACUUCAGAACAAUCCAUGGUCCUUAAAAAGUCAGUUAUCAAAGGGUAUCAUGCUUUUCAAAUAAGACCACCAUCAAUUACACCCCCAACACGUCUAACUGUAGAGCCUGAAUAUACAAAUAUCCAUGAUACUGAUGCCUGCUUGGUGUGGUUGCCGCCACUUGACUCAUUCCAAACAUUGUUACAUGAUAGUGUCACUGACCAAAAACGCCAGCUACGGUUGCGAGAUGUAGCAGGACUUCCAAUUGGCCAUGUUCCACGAGGGAUAGCUGGCUUUUUUCGUACCAUUAUGGACAAAGGACAUAUCGAAGCUGAAGUUACUGGUGAGCCCACUCAGAGUUUCCCACCAUGGCCGGCUCCAAGUUCUGAAGGUGGUGGGGUUGUGUUGCCAUGCAACUAUAUUAUAUUUCACCCAGAUAUUGAGAGUAAUUUUCAAAAACUUUCUGUAAUAUUAGAUAAAAUCCCAGAAGGCCCUGCCAUGACACUGAACAAGGAAUAAACAUAUGUAAAUUUUCAACUCUGUAAAAGCCAAUUAAGCCUAACAAUGCUAUCAUUAUUUUUUUCAAAGUCUUGUUAUUUUAAGGCUAUCACUUUAUUUUUUCAAAGCUUUGUUAUUUUUAAUGUCCAUUUUGCAGUUUCCAGAAGUUACUUAUUGGUCAUAUUUCUGAACCAUUUUUAGUUUCCUUUGUGCUUAGGUUUAGUACAGUUAAAGUUAAUUAGUAUUUUGUAUUAAUUUACUUGCUUUAUCACAAAUGAUUUUAUAUUCAAAGGUAUUUUUAUCAGAUGAUAAGCAUCUCACAUGAUAUAAAUCCAUAUUACAACAUAUUUAAACUCAUUUUUGCACUUUCGACAGAAUUAUUAAUCUUUCUUACACAUAAUGUGCCUUUAAGUGACUGAAAAUUCAUAAUGUUUUUAACCAAGCAAGUAUUGUUUAAAGAUCUAGUCAAUAUUGUUUUACAUCAUUACAUGUAUUUUUUUAGGUUUGACGUUGAACCAAGUCAAUAUUGUUUAAUGAUAUUAAGUCAUUAUUGUUUUACAUAAUUAAUUUUUUUUUAGGUUUGACGUUAAACCAAGUCAGUAUUGUUUAAUAAUCGAGUCAAUUUUGUUUUACAUAAUUACAUGGGUUUUUCUUUAGGUUUGACGUUGAACCAAGCCAGUAUUGUUAAAUGAUGUAGUUAAUAUUGUUUUACAUCAUUACAUGUAUUUUGUUAUGAUUUUGUUUGUUUAUAUCACAGAGUUUACUCAAUAAGAGAAAAUCAGUUGACAAUU